AUGGAUGAAUCCCUCCAAUCUUACAUUGACCGCUUCCACAGAGAACUUGACAAGAAAUACCUCCGGAUAGAAAAUUCAUUGGCGGCACUCCGCCGUCGCAACCCCGACGCUUCAGGCAGUGCACCUGGUCGGGGGGAUAGUAGAAGAGCUGAUCGCAGGGGAGACGCUGACGAUCAGCGAAGAGGGAAGAAACCUUGUUACGAGCCUAAAAAGUCCUAUGCUCCCGUCCCUCGUCGCGAUCGCGAUAGAAACCAAUAUACUGCACUGAACGCAUCUGUAUCGGCUAUUCUUAAUAAAUCCGAGGAGGCCAACCUGCUCGGAGAACCUAAGCCCAUGAAAACUCCCACGACAACCAGAAAUAAUAAAAAAUACUAUUGCUUCCAUCGGGAAAAUGGACAGCAUACCGAUGAGUGCCGAGCUCUCAAGCAGGCGAUCGAAAACCUCAUCAAGCAAGGACAUUUCAAGAAGUAUAUUGAUGACUCUGCUCCUUCACAAGAGAAAAAUCAGGGGGAGCCAAGUAAGAAGCGUCACGAUCAGAAAGGAGUGUGCACCCUCAAUUUAAUUUUCGGGGGACCGCACUUCGCGGGGAACUCGCGAGGCGCCCAAGAAAGGUAUGCUCGCGAGGCACAUCAUGAGCCCAUCAGAACGAUAAGCAUGGCACAUCGACCACAAAAGGUUCACCGGGAGGAGGAAAUUUCCUUCUCCGAAAAAGAUGCGACCUGGCUGCAUCAUCCUCACGAUGAUGCCCUUGUGAUCAUGCCCCUCAUAGGGCGCCAUAAUAUCUAG
This is a messenger RNA of Pistacia vera, 786 nucleotides long. RefSeq lists its product as uncharacterized. The transcript is spliced from 2 exons. The record is from RefSeq and is a predicted model, not a curated record. Lineage: Eukaryota; Viridiplantae; Streptophyta; Magnoliopsida; Sapindales; Anacardiaceae. The coding region runs from base 1 to 786 and encodes 261 amino acids.